Messenger RNA from Helobdella robusta, 1311 nucleotides. RefSeq lists its product as hypothetical. The transcript has 2 exons. The coding region runs from base 1 to 1311 and encodes 436 amino acids. Lineage: Eukaryota; Metazoa; Annelida; Clitellata; Rhynchobdellida; Glossiphoniidae. Gene Ontology annotation, molecular function: protein dimerization activity. The record is from RefSeq and is a predicted model, not a curated record.
AUGCAGAAAGCUUCAGGUCGUAGACAGGAGAGUUAUGUAUGGGAAUAUUUUCAAUAUGAUUCAGUUACAGAUAGGAGUACCUGUUUAUGUGAAAUCUCGAGCACAUCAAGUUCACAAAGCACUUCAGCUUCAAGAGUUUGUGGUAAGACUUUGAAAGAAAAAAAUGCAACAAAUUUGAAAACUCAUUUAGAAUAUUUUCAUUCUGAUGCUUUUAAUAAAGUCAAAGAUAAAGAAAAAGUGAAAAAUAAAUUGUCAAAUAAAAUCUGCAAUGCUAGUGGUUCAAAUCAGAAAAUGCAAUCUAAAAUUGCUACUUUUGUUGAUAAAAUUAAUGCAUAUAAUGAAAACUCAAAAGUUUAUAAGGAUAAACUUGAUGCUGUCGUUGAUCUGUUUGCAAAGACAAGUUUGCCACUUUCCUUACUUGACUGUCCAGUGUUUCAACAAUUUGUCAAUACCAUGGAUUCACAGUUUAAAUUACCAGUUCUUGAUUUAGGGCAACAUUUAAAAAAUUGUCAGAGCUUGACUGAAAUCAAUAAUGAACCCUUGGAGGAUUCGUUAUUUAAUUUUGUUGAAACAUGUUCUGCAGCACUAUUAAAAUCACUGUCAAGUCUGUUUCGUUAUGUCCGAGAUGCAACAUCACCAGAAUUUAAAGUUCUACCAGCCGCGGCAACAUUGCUUGACUUGAGAUACAACUGGACUUUGCUAAUGCCUGUUAACUCUGCUGUUUUAUCUAUGGCUAAAAAAUAUAUAGUUCAAAAAAUAAAUGUAAAUCGCAAAGAUAGCAAUCAACUUCAAAUUGAUCAGGACCUGCAACAACGUCCGACGAAACGUUUUAAGCUGAUGACCAGUCUAGUUUUGCCAACGUGCAGCCAAAGCCGAACAGAUAAACUAUUGAGUGUAUAUUCUGAUGUAGAAGAAGAAAUAGACAGAUAUAUAUCUAAAGUUAAUAGCCAGUUAUUGCCAGAAGAUGAAGAUUCAAUUGUUGCAUGGAGCAAAAAGACAGACUUGCCACUUCUUUCUGGUAUUGCUCCAAAUAUACUGGCCUUGCCAUGUUCGCAGGCUUUCGUUGAACGAUUGUUUUCAACAUGUAGCAUAUUGACCGAAGGUCGACAAAAUAAAUUGAGCAACAACCUUGUAAUGAAGGAAGAAAAUGUGAGAUUAGCAAAUAAACUUCUUGGUAAUGUUUCUUGGCCUGUUUUGACUGAUGAUACCAGCUUAGAAACGGAUUAUGAAAACUUUUUUCUAACUUAUUUGAAUUGUAUUAAUACUGCAUGUUCAAUAGUCUCCAAAAAGGACCGCUUUAGAAAACCUUGA